AUGGCACCAGAAUUGAGAAAGAGAAAGUCUGCUUCUGACAUCCAGAAGCCCAAUGGCGCUGCCAAAGCUGCCAAGCCUAAGCGAAAGGCCCCCGAGGAUGCGUCGCCUGUGUCGCUGAAGAAGCAGAAGUCUAUCAAGAAGACCGCCGUCACAACAAAGGCCGCCGAGAAGCCGGCGCAAAAGUCCAAGAAGAGCAAGCCCGUCGAGGAAGUCAAGGUUGUCGAGGAGGAGUCCACCACACUUGAUAUCCCCGAUGAGUCCGAGUCAGAGGCUGAGGAGGGCAAGGAGGUCCAGGCGAUCGUGGACGAGCUCGAUUCCGGCGACGAGGACAUCACCGAGGGCGACGCCAGCUACAAGGAUGGACAGGAUGUUGGCAAGAUUCCCAAGGUCUCCAAGGCUGUUGAGAAGGCUGCUAAGGCCUCCAACGAGGACACUGGCGUUAUCUACAUCGGUCGCGUUCCCCACGGUUUCUACGAGCAGCAGAUGAGACAGUACUUCGAGCAAUUCGGUCCCAUUGUUGCGCUGCGACUUUCGCGAAACAAGAAGACCGGUGCCAGCAAGCACUACGCCUUCGUCAAGUUUGCCGAGGCCUCCACUGCCGAGAUCGUUGCUAAGACUAUGGACAACUACCUUCUGUUCGGUCACAUUCUCAAGUGCCGAGUUAUUCCUAAGGAUCAGGUUCACGAGGAUAUGUUCAAGAACGCCAACCGACGGUUCAAGGCGGUCCCCUGGAACAAGAUGGCUGGUAACCAGCUCAAGAAGCCUUUGACCGAGUCUGCAUGGGCGAACAAGGUGGAAAAGGAGAACUCCAAGCGCGCUAAGAGAGCUGCUAAGCUCAAGGAGAUUGGUUACGACUUCGACGCUCCUGAGAUGAAGGAUGUCCCUGCCCCUGUUGCUGCUAUCGAGAACGGUGAGACUGAGACCAAGGCCAUCGAGUCUGCACCUGCCGAGAAGGAAGAGGAGGCCAAGGUUGAGGAGACCAAGGUCGAGGAGCCCGCUGAGGUUGUCGAGGAGGUCGUCGAGAAGACCGAGGUUGUGACCAAGCCCAAGGGUAAGGCUGCCAAGGGCAAGGCGACAAAAGGAGGCAAGGGCCGCAAGACAAAGGCUUGA
Molecule: messenger RNA, 1110 nt
Organism: Fusarium coffeatum
Lineage: Eukaryota; Fungi; Ascomycota; Sordariomycetes; Hypocreales; Nectriaceae
Exons: 3
Coding region: 1-1110 (369 amino acids)
Biological process (GO): maturation of LSU-rRNA from tricistronic rRNA transcript (SSU-rRNA, 5.8S rRNA, LSU-rRNA)
Cellular component (GO): nucleolus
Molecular function (GO): RNA binding
Source: RefSeq, a predicted model, not a curated record